Messenger RNA from Plasmodium malariae, 1464 nucleotides. Its product is annotated as conserved Plasmodium protein, unknown function. Bases 1 to 1464 code for a protein of 487 amino acids. The transcript has 2 exons. NCBI's taxonomy places the organism in Eukaryota, Apicomplexa, Aconoidasida, Haemosporida, Plasmodiidae. The record is from RefSeq and is a predicted model, not a curated record.
AUGAAAUAUAUUGAGAGAAAUGUUCCGGAGAACAGAUCUUACUAUGAAGAUAGGGAACAUGGGGCUAUGAGAAAAGAAUAUAAAACCAACUAUAAAAGAGUGUUAUGGCCAAUUAAUGUUGGAAUAUAUGAUGUUGAUGAUAAAAAUAUAAAAAAGGAAUUGUGUUUAAUUGUAACAAACAUACCUGUUUAUUGGACUAAAUGCGAUAUUACUUGGUUUUUUAGAGAAUAUUUUUAUAAGUUAGCUAUUAAUGAUAGUAUUGCUUUCCCCUUAAUUGAACAAGUGUAUUUAAUUAAGAAUGAACCUUCAGCAAUUUUGGCUUGUCAUGAUGGUGCUUCAAGAGAAAUAAUUCAGAGCUUAUCUAGUUGUAUGCUAAGAAGUGUUAAGGAUGAAAAGAACAUUUUAUUAACAAUUCACCCAUACUAUAAAAAGCCUGACGAGGAUGAAAAGGAAAAAGUGAGACAUAGAGAAAGGGAAAGACAAAAAGAAAAUGAAAAACAGGAUAGUGAAAGAGAUGCAUGUCAUGUAGAAAAGAACGUAGAAAUAGAAGAAGAAGGCUGUAAUGAAGAUAAAAAUAGAACUGUCAGGAAUCUCCGAAAACGCUCAUUAACCCCACCAAGAACAGAAAACGGAAUGGAAUGGCCAAGAAAUCUUGAUGUAAGGAGUUGCAAUAAUCAUGAGCUGAGAAGGAGACUGUGCGUUUUCGGAAGAUAUAAACCUUUACAUUGGGGGGCAAAAGAAUUAUCACUAUUCUUGAAAUACUAUUUUGAAACAUUAAAAAGGGAUAACGCAAAUUUUGAAAUUCCAGAAAUAAGUGAUAUGUGGGCAGAUAAGGGAACACAUUUAGUUACAUUUGCUUGUAAAAAUGAGAAGUCCAGAUUUAACAUGCUGUUAAUAAGAGCGUGUUAUUUAAAUGAAGAAGAUGCAAAAAAUAAUUUAAAAAAUUCUUUAAGAGUAUGGGUUCAAUUUGAAAAAUGGACACCCUAUAAGAAUUCAUUUACAGAUAGGUACAAAAAUAAUAAAAUGCAGAGAAAUGAUUUUUUUAAUAAAUAUAAUCCUAUUCAUGAACACUCUAUUGAUAAGAAUAGUUAUAAAAAUAGAAUCUUAAGAAAACCAUUAUAUGACAGUUUUUCAAGAAAUAAAACAAAUUCCUUUAGAACAAAUUUGAAUUUACAUAAUAAAUUAAAUCAUACCUCAAAUUACAUUUAUCAUAAAGAAGAUAGAAACAAGAGAAAUUACAAUAAUGUAAAAAAUAAUUAUGCCAAUAGAUCCCGCUCCCCAUAUUUUAACAAAUACAAAAAAAAAUAUUCUCCAUCUCCUUCCCUUAAAAAUUAUUAUAAAACAAAAAAAUUUAGAAAAUCGCAUUCAAUUGAUUCACGUAAGGAAGAAGUGGAUAGUUACUGGAGUAAGAGUAAUAACAAACCCCAUAAUCGUAACUUUUCACGUUCUUUCUCGAGAAAAUAA